GCUCUUCUCGUGGCCGCGAUAACACAACACUUUUCAAUUCUUCGAUUCUUCAUUUUACCCUGCACACCCUCACAAUAUGCUCAAAUCAAUGUAACUAUUGAAAAACAUAGGAUUUUUAAUACCCAUUUUGAUAACCCCUCCUUUAAUAAACUUUUUAGUUCUUUUCUUUUCACAUUUUCACCUUUUCUUUCCAAGGUUGGACGUGAUUGUCCAUUUGGUAUGAAACACUUCGUAACCCAUCUAUAUAUUUCUCCUGGACAACCAUGCACCUACCAGCUUGAAUCGCAUAACUUUAUCACCGUUGCCCCAAGAGAUCAUGGAACGCGACUCGCCAAAUGCCUUAGGGGCCCUAGCUAUGAAGUCCAACGGAAACUUGAAUGCAAAAUCUAACGGAAACAUUCGGGGCGGGAAGACUACUACACAACCCUUUGGUAGCCAACGAACUUCUACCUACAGACAGAGCACUGGUAAGCCUGAGCUAAAGGAAAACAUUGUAUCCGACCCAGACUCCAGUAUCAGCUCUGGGUCUCGACACCCACUAUACUCAGGCCCAAAGUACCUCGGCGCAUCGACACGUAAACUUUCCGAAUCACCUCGUGAAACGCGAAUACCUCUCCCGAAAACUACAGCAUCCGCCAACGCCUCUCCUACACCACAGACCAACAAUCAAAAUAGAUUGAGUCACCAGGACAAGUGGUCGCUUGAUAUGCGACAGCCUAUGAGCCUCAAGUCGGCCUUCUCGCUGGCUCAGAAGCAAGAAGCAAUCGACCCAGCCGACGACGACACCUUUAGCAUCAAACACGCAUUCAAUAUGGCCAGUGCCGAGAUGAACGGCCGUAUCGAUGGUUCCCCUAGCCCUGCCCCACGAACUCAUUCGAGACGCCAGUCAUACACGUCAACUUCACAGAAAGGAAUAACUACCAGCGCGAAAAAAGAUCUCGGACAGCACCUUCAUCAGUUUGACCGAAAUCAUCAACUGGGUACGGGAAAUGCACCUCUUAGAGGCUUGUUUGGCAAGACUCGCAUUCCAUCUAGUUCCUCCGACGCUGGCAAUAACCUUGUUAAGAAAGUUAGUGACCAUAACCUUCAACGUUCCGCGUCGCGGAUCGGAAGUGGUCAGUGGCCAGCUAGUCCAAGAAAAGAUGCGAACGCCGUCGUAGAGGAUCGUAUGGUCGGUACUGCCAACCGAGAGCAUCAUAAUAAACUUGUCUCUGUUCCGUCUAUCGGCUAUGAAUCCGCUAGCGAUGAACGAGCUUCUCCUGUCAAGAAACCUACGAGCUUGUCCCCAGAAAAGAGCUUGAAUUGGGAAUUAGAUGCCGAUUUCACUGCUGGUGAUCUCCAGAUUUCCAACAGCCCCCGUAUCCGCACUGGUCGAUCCGACGGGGGACUUUCUCGACGGUCAUCGGGAGAUACGGAAUCGCCAGUCAGACACACGCCAAUCUUGCGUCGCAGCAAUAACCGGCUCGAUCAAAUUCGGCAGAAAGAAAUUCAAGCUGCCAACGCCGUUCUGCCUGAAGAAGAUCUGACUUCAUCUAAGCGAGCUAAAAGCCGACUGGAUGAGCUUCGGGCGCUAGAAAGGGAGGCUUUUUCUAGGCGAGCAAUGGCUUCAAGUAGGCUCGAUGAGAUACGAGCGAAGAAUUCCGAGGCGCGAUUGGCAUUACCAGAGACUAGCAAAAGCCCCAAUAAGGACGAUCAACUAGAAAGCUCUGUUCCCUUUGACCACAGACCCUCGAAGAGUCCAGUUCAAGACUUCAGCCCGAACAUGAAAAAGGAGCAAAUCCCAGACACGCCUCCUACUGUGCUCCGGCCUACUGUGCCUCGGCCUACUGUGCUCGGAAGUACAAGCGACUAUACAUCCCACCAGCCACAGCCGUGUGAAGUGAAAAUAGACAAACCUAAGGCUGCAAACGACAAAACUGACGUUUCUUUACCACGAAACGAUUCCCACGACUUACUUCGCCGUCUUGCCCGGGCAACUAGUGACAGUCCUCCGUCUGAAAAGAAUCAUCAGCAAGUUGUUUCAGACAAUCCCCCAUCAAAGGAAAAGUCUGAGCAAAGAGAAAGAAGUCGAUCAAGUUUCACGGGAGAAGAAAGGAUGCCCCAAAACUCAGAGGUCAAAAGCCUGGAGAUUAAGAGCUCCAGGGAGAGACCAACAGUAGGGUUCGCAGGGUUACGACGAGAUCUGUCUAGUGAUUCCGUUCGCAAUAAAUGGUCUAGCCGACCUAACUCGGAAGCUGACCCAACGGAUCGCAUUGAAGCUGAAAUGAAGCUUUUUGCACCCCUCGACAACUACUCCGAAAAGGGCUCCGUCCGCGGCCCGUCGCCAAUUUCGUCAGAGCCAGCAGAAGAAGCGACGCCCAAGCCAACUAAGAUCGAUCCAUUGACACAGCCGACUCCUCGUGUCACUGGAGCAUAUGUAGAGACACCCGCCACCACCAGGGUUAAACAAGAGCGCCUGCGUCCUUCAGAUGAUAAGAAGCCUUUAGAUGAUCAAACUAAAGUCUCGAAUGCUACCGAGCUUCGUAGUAGGAGCUCCAGCGAUCCACUGAACGAGGACUAUAUUAAACAAGAAAAUGAUGACGAACCAAGAGCCACCAAGAAGUUAUCAGGGCCGCGGUCUUCAUCAGCCCCCACAGCUUCGCGCCGCGCCAGGGCCAACUCCAGAAGGCGCCGUCCUCUUCGUCCUGUAAUCAAUACGGCCAACCCCCCAUCUGUCAAGGAUGAUAUUCGUGCUAUAUUACGCUUGAAUCAGAUUGACGAUUCGACCCUUGAGGACUUCGACGAGAUCCUCGCUGAUCAGGACAUUGACGAUGACGAACUUGCGCAAAUGGUGAAGGAUACUAUGAAUAAGAUUGACGAUGAUAUGGAGAUUCCGGGUAUUUCGGAGCAAGAUCGUGAACUUCAGGUCUACGACAGGAUGAGCAAAUCGUUGCAGACUGGCCUUCUAGGUAUCCGGUCUGCGAAGAAGGGGAUCGAACGUCUCGAAGACAAGGUUACACACACUGACCAUAAGGUAGCCCAAACUCCUGCGGAUCCAAAAGCCUCCAGUUUAAAGCCUGAGGUACAGUCUGAAGUACACGUUCAGACCAAUUCGACUAGUACCACACCCGUCUUGAUUACUAUUCCCACUUUGUACCGAAAAUCACCCAAAUUGAGACUUACCAAAGUUGGCCUAUUCACGCUCCUUUUUCUCAUAUGGUACAUCGUCGAGUCGGUCUUCUGUUCGCUGUAUACUCCUCAGUAUAACUGUACUCCAGAAGUACCGUGUGAGUGGUCACCAGACGAACCGUAUUUCCCAUACGCAAUGCCAUUCAUGUUGGAUGAGUGGGCCACCGGAGGUAAAGGAAGAGCUUUGACAUGGAAAGCUGGGGAGGAAAUAGGAGAUUUUCUAGCUGAGAUCUCAGACUGGGUUACAGGAACUGAUUUUACACAGUUUGAUGAGAAAUAUAUGAACAUCUGGGAACGCAAGAGACAGAGGAGACGACUACGGAAGCACCGCCCCGUCGCGAAAUGGGUAGCGCCUCCAAUUUAUAAGCCUUCAUUUAUGAAAUGGGGUGCAGCCAGGGACACUUUCGAAGACGAUGUAUAUGAGAUGGGAGAGGACGAUGAAGCCUUGGGCGCGGACGAGCCGUUGUGAAAUACCAAACACAAGUCUGCUAUGACUAUCACCAUGGCGAUUUGAAUGCUGCCAAAGGAUACUUACGAACAUGACGCUGUCCAAUAUUUCGAUUUCGAGACGAAGCACCAGCAUUCCCGACUACCGACUGUAUAAACGCUGGGUACCUACCUUUAGUACCUACUGGAUUUGAUUUCUGCAUUGCGAAUAGGCGAAUAGGCGGAUGCGACAAAAUUCCACUGGCUUUGUCUCCACCGUUUUCUGUCAGAACCGAAACGAAGUAAACGAAUUACCCCAAAAGUGACAUUUACAUCUUCCGGCCAUAGGAACUUGGCAGACUUAUACCCUUACAAUAUAGAAUAUGUUGAUUUUAAUCGUAGUAUCGUUAUAACAUUUACAUACCAUACCUACAUACCUAGCAAUGUGACGUGAGUCUCGUUCCUGUGGCCUUGGCGGCUGUUAGCUACGUCAAUUCAAUCUUGGUGCGAAGAUCUACAGUAAUGUCUCAAGCUCAGCUAUUACUAUUAGUUUCAUUAAUCUUCUAUUCCUCCCCUCUUUUAUUCAUGCUAUUUUCUCCCACUAUUAGCCAUAACCA
Hypoxylon fragiforme is the source of this 4211-nucleotide messenger RNA. RefSeq lists its product as uncharacterized. The transcript has a single exon. Bases 317 to 3637 code for a protein of 1106 amino acids. The record is from RefSeq and is a predicted model, not a curated record. NCBI's taxonomy places the organism in Eukaryota, Fungi, Ascomycota, Sordariomycetes, Xylariales, Hypoxylaceae.